AUGACCAUCCCCAAACGCGCACUCCUGCUGUCCUCAUGCGCACUCACCUUUUUCAGCAAGAAGUAUGCGCCUGAGUCCCCCUUCACACAGGGGGGUUAUAUCAAGACCGUGCUUGCGCUUUUCGCGAUACAGUACUUCGCGCAGGCGUUCUACAAAAUCGUGAUCUAUCCGUUCUUCCUGAGCCCGUUGAGACACUUGCCUCAACCACCUAACGGCCACCCCCUCCUCGGCCACUUUCCGCGCAUCUUCCGCGACCCAUCUGGGGAACCACAACGGGACUGGAUUGAUAACGUUCCUAAUGACGGCGUGUUGUACUAUCGCUGGCUGUUUAACGAGAGCAGAGUUUUGGUGACGAGUCCGAAAGCAUUGGCCGAGGUGCUGGUGCAGAGGAACUAUGAGUUUGUUAAGCCGGCAAGGAUUAGGGAGGGUCUGGGGAGAUUACUUGGGGUGGGGAUUUUGUUGGCAGAGGGGGAUGAGCAUAAGCGCCAGAGAAAGCUACUGAUGCCGGCUUUCGCGUUCAGACAUGUCAAAGAUCUUUACCCGAUCUUCUGGAGAAAGAGCCAGGAAAUGACAGAUCGAAUUCUCAAGAUUACAGACCGGGCUCCAGAUGGCUCAAUUGUAAUUGAAGUCCGUGACUGGGCUUCUCGCGCAACCCUUGACAUCAUCGGUUCAGCAGGCAUGGGCAAGGACUUCGACUCCUUAAUGAACCCAGAGAAUGAGCUUUUCCAAACCUACAAGAAAAUCUUCUCUAGCAACCGCGGCGCUCAGGUUGUUCAACUUCUGCUCGGCAUGCUGCCUCAUUGGCUCGCUGUCAACCUCCCACUGAAGCGCAACGAUGAAAUUGGUCAAGCGAUCGGCACCAUCAAAAAGGUGUCCCGCGAUCUCAUUAUCGCAAAGCGCGGCCAGGUCCAGCGUGGCGAAAAGCCGUCUCACGACAUCUUGUCUGUAGCUAUGGAGUCAGGUUGCUUCACCGACGAAGACCUUGUGAAUCAACUCAUGACCUUCCUCGCAGCCGGCCACGAAACAACCGCCAGCGCCAUGUCCUGGGCCAUCUACUGCCUAUGUCAGUACCCCGAGACACAAAAACGCCUCCGCGAAGAACUCCGCUCCCAACUCCCUGCACUUCUAGACCCCAGCGACCAGAUCGCAAGCACCGACAUCGACCGGCUUCCCUACCUCAACGCCGUCCUCAACGAAACAAUGCGAAUCUUCCCACCAGUACCAUUGACGAUGCGCAGCACCGCCAAUGACACCACAAUCUGCGGCUCCUUCGUGCCCCGCGGCACCACCGUCAUAAUCUGCCCCUGGGCCAUCAACACCUCUAAGCACCUCUGGGGUCCCGACGCGCGCUCUUUCAACCCUGACCGAUGGCUCGGCAACCACGCCAACACCGGGGGUGCGGAGAGCAACUAUGCGAUUACGACGUUUUUGCAUGGCCCGAGGAGCUGUAUUGGAAAGGAGUUUGCAAAGGCAGAGUUUGCGUGCCUUGUGGCGAGUUUGGUGGGCAGGUUUGAGAUCGAGUUUGAGGAUGGCGAGUGGGAGUUGAAGAUUCAGGGAGGCAUCACUGCGAGGCCGAAGGGUGGGUUGAGAGUUAGGUUAAGGGAGGUUGGAGAGGAGAAGGCGUGAGAGGGAUUGUUGCCGCGUAGAUUGGGGAUAUGAGAUGUAAAUGAACGGUGUUC
Molecule: messenger RNA, 1679 nt
Organism: Macroventuria anomochaeta
Lineage: Eukaryota; Fungi; Ascomycota; Dothideomycetes; Pleosporales; Didymellaceae
Product: cytochrome P450 78A3
Exons: 4
Coding region: 1-1626 (541 amino acids)
Molecular function (GO): iron ion binding; monooxygenase activity; heme binding
Source: RefSeq, a predicted model, not a curated record